CUCUCAGCUCUCACCCCACCCACACGAUAGCCGACAAAGCUAACCCCAUCACAACGUCUUCGUUGUGUUCCGCGAUCAUAUUCCUUUAGAUAUAAUCCUGUUACGAUUUUCUAAGUAUUUUGUCUUUCAGACCGAUGGAGACGAACCUGAGGAGGGUGAGGAGAAGGCAGAGAACUAGUGAUUCCUUGAUCGUUACAUAUAAUUCUAUCUCAUCAUCAGAAGCCAAAGAAGUUGGUUUUAAGGACAUGAUGAACAAUUUCUGGCUAGGAAGAGCGAGCCGUAGAAGAAUCGUCAUUUCUUACAAUGAAAUUAAUUCAGACAAAAGCUGGUCUGUUGGGAUUGGCAAUUUGUUCAACAACUACUGCAACUUGUCGGUCGUAGUAAUAUUUCUUCUUGUUGUUGUUGUUGCACUUAUUCCGUUGGGAUUGUGGAUAAAAUGGGCAACAAGACUAGGAGUUCCAGCUGCUUCUGGUGGCAGUGAAGUGGAUAUUGGUAAUAGUGGUAUUGUUGGCCGUGAUUGGGUUGCUAAGGUUAAGGAUGCAUGGCAGAGUGCUGUGGAUGCAGCAACUUAUUCUGGACAGAAGACUAAAGAAACCUCUGUUGAGCUGUCUUCUUAUGUUCAGCAGUUGCUGGAUUCCUACGCCCAUCUUAGAAAUGUGGUUGUUCCUGUUGGUUGUACUUUGGCAGGUACUAUAUUUGCUUGGCUGGUGAUGCCAAGGCUUUUCAGGAGAUUUCACAAGUAUGCAAGUCAAGGGCGCACUGCGUUACUAUCAGGAAGCCUAUCUGAGGAGCCAGUUCCAUAUGAGAAAAGUUUUUGGGGUGCUUUGGAGGAUCCAGUGCGACAUCUAGUUACUUUCAUGGCAUUUUCACAAAUUGGCAUACUCGUAGCACUGACGACUAUAGCUUCUCAGUAUCUUGCACCGGCAUGGAGAGGUGCAGUUAUCCUUUCAUUUGUGUGGUUUCUGCAAUGGUGGAAGACAAAUAUGUUCACUCGUGUAUUAGCGACUCAAAGUUUGCCUGGUCUUGAUCGGGACAAGUUGCUAGCUAUAGAUAACAUUUCAUCCAUUGGUCUUUUUGUGAUUGGGAUAAUGGCUUUAGCUGAGGCAUGUGGGGUGGCUGUGCAAUCAAUUCUUACAGUUGGUGGCAUAGGAGGAUUUGCUACUGCUUUUGCUGCCAGAGACGUCCUUGGAAAUGUUCUAAGUGGUUUCUCUAUGCAGUUUUCAAAUCCCUUUUCGCUUGGGGAUACAAUAAAAGCUGGAGCUAUAGAAGGUCAAGUUGUGGAAAUGGGACUUACUACCACUUCGUUAUUGAAUGCAGAGAAGCUCCCUGUCAUAGUUCCGAAUUCACUGUUUUCGAGUCAGGCAAUUGUGAACAAGUCACGUGCGCAAUGGCGUGCCAUCGUCACCAAAAUUCCCCUGCAAAUGAAUGAUUUGGGACUUCCUUCGGACAAAAGAUAUCUCAUUCCUGAGGACCGGAUACCUUGGUUGGAGGAGAACUUGACCGGUCAGGGGUGGGAUAUCGCACACUUCGUCGAUCCUGCGACUCUCGCUCGUCUCUCCACUGCUCGCCGUACAACGACUUACCUUCCAUUCACUUUGGCUGAUUCAAACCUGCGCGGAAUAGACUUGUUCAAGGACAUUUGUUCCGUCAACGUUGAGCUUUGUUGCAUCGAGGAUUCAGCGUCUCGUAUCCAGGCCAGCUUUCAAGAAAUGGAAGCCGAGUUAGCUCAACACCACAGUUUCGAGGACUGCGCAUCCGAGUCUGAGUCCGACCAGUCAGAUAUGUCAGCACCACGCUCAUUGUCGCUUUCCGGGUCUGCGAAGAAGUCUCGCGAUGCUUCACAGGUUGUUUUGGGUUUGGGUUCACCAAACGUGUCCGCUUCGAGUACACCAUCUCGGCCUCAGCAAGUCUCUCGCGCUCCCACUUCUGCUAGCUCAUUGCGAGAGAAUGACCUCACAUCCAUGACUGACAAACAAUUGUGGGAUUAUCAAUCACAAUGCUUGAACGCAAUGGUUGGAAUUCACAACACGCAAAUGGCGAGGUUUCAGGCUAUGAGCAGCGAGAUAUGCGAAAAGGCGGCGACCCUCGAACUUAGUGAGAAACGCAUCAAGGAAUGUGAGUACGAGCUCGAGCAGCAACGAGGAGAACUGCAAACUCUGAAAAGUGUCCAAAGCACUGUACUGAUAGAGGUUGACCGCCUUAAGAAAGAACUGGUGGAUGCCGCACGUAAUAGGGACGAGGAGUAUCAAGCUAACACCAAGCAGAUUAUGGUCGAGGUGGCCAGGCAAUUCAGGUACGGUUGGGUUCAAGGUCAACAGCUUCCUGAGCAUCGGUUUGUGGCAGACCCAGAUGAUUAUGAUGAUGAGUUGGGAUUUGAUCUCGCUGGUUACGAACUAUUUCAGGGUAUGCACCCUGAAGAUCGUCCUCCUACGGAUUACAUCCUCCAUCGCAGGACCCUACCAGCAACCUUUUAUGGGCCAACCUCUUCUGGGUCGAUUGGAACCGUUAUCCCUAGUGCUAAUGUUGCAUUGUCUAUUUCCAGUACUGGGCCUGUCCUUAGAUUUACAGGCUUCACCUCACCAGCUGGAUUUUUCACUUGUGCUGGGCCUACCUCAGAGGUCGUUCCUGACCCAUUUGAUGACGCGUCCUAGAUUGCUUUGUUUCGUUCACUGCUUGUUGUACUUUCUUUUCAGUUCUGUUUUUGGUUUGAUGUACUUAAUUAUCUUUAUGAGUUACCCACCUGUGUUGAACUUUAACCCUAAUAUAAGUAUCUAAGGUUUAGCGUGAUGGUUUUUCAAACCUGGCCAAAAUCC
Molecule: messenger RNA, 2813 nt
Organism: Prunus mume (Japanese apricot)
Lineage: Eukaryota; Viridiplantae; Streptophyta; Magnoliopsida; Rosales; Rosaceae
Source: RefSeq, a predicted model, not a curated record